This is a messenger RNA of Taeniopygia guttata (zebra finch), 1041 nucleotides long. RefSeq names its product transmembrane protein 11 (gene TMEM11). Gene Ontology annotation, cellular component: mitochondrial inner membrane. Lineage: Eukaryota; Metazoa; Chordata; Aves; Passeriformes; Estrildidae. Gene Ontology annotation, biological process: inner mitochondrial membrane organization. The record is from RefSeq and is a predicted model, not a curated record.
GGCCGCCGGCGGAGACAUUUGCGAGGCGAGUGUCUCCAAGAUGGCGGCGUGGGGAAGGAGGCGCGCGGGGCCCGGCGGCACCAACAGCGGCGGCGGCCGGGACAGGGUGACCUUGUCCUCCACGGACUGUUACAUUGUGCACGAGAUCUACAACGGGGAGAACGCUCAGGACCAGUUUGAGUACGAGCUGGAGCAGGCGCUGGAGGCGCAGUACAAGUACAUCGUGAUCGAGCCCACGCGCAUCGGGGACGAGACGGCGCGCUGGAUCACCGUGGGGAACUGCCUGCACAAGACGGCCGUGCUGGCGGGCACCACCUGCCUCUUCACCCCCCUGGCACUGCCAGUCGAUUAUUCUCACUACAUCUCCCUGCCCGCCGGAGUGCUGAGCGUGGCUUGCUGCACCCUCUACGGGAUCUCCUGGCAGUUCGAUCCCUGCUGCAAGUACCAGGUCGAGUACGAUGCCUAUAAACUUUCGCGCCUGCCCCUGCAUACGCUCACCUCGUCCACUCCCGUGGUGCUGGUGAGGAAGGACGACCUGCACAGAAAGAGACUGCACAACACGAUAGCACUCGCUGCCCUGGUGUACUGUGUAAAGAAGAUCUAUGAACUCUAUGCUGUAUGACUUCAGCAGGGAAGAGAGAAACCCACAAAGACAAGUGUAUUAAGACUCCCACAGUAACAUUUUGUUUUUCCUCUUUGAGAAGCGGUGGAGACUGGGAAGGAUUUGGUUUGAUAGAGCUGUUAUUUUUCAAAUAACACAUCACUGGUGCACCAAGGUUUUUCAGUUCUUCGUUACACUUGAGAUGUGGAUGUGUGGUGACUUGGGAUCCGUAUGUUAGGCCAGGGGAGUCCAAUCCAGCAGCGGAAUGUCCAUGAAAGCAAGCAAUAGAAAGAAGGGGUGUGAGAGCUGCUUUCUUUUUUUUUUUUUUUUCUUUUUUUUUUCCUUUUUUUUUUUGGGAAACAUUUAAGUAUAUUGUUUAAUUGUAUUACACAGAACCAGCCAGAAGUUAUCAUUGACCAUUAAAGGAUGACAAUUUCAAA